UGCAGCGGAUGUUGAUGUUUUGCUCCGGACCGUGUGUGAGUUCUGCUCCGGUAGAUCAGCUUUAUGCGGGACGCGGAGCUCCUGAGUGACCUGUGAGGAAAGCGGAGUCUCUCCGGGGCGCAGGGAGGCCCAGGCCGGCCAUGAUGGAGGACUUUGAUGAGAUUUACGAAGAGGAAGAGGAGGAGGAAGAAGAGGAGGAGGAUGAAGGCCGGGCGGCGGAGGAGCAGCUUCUUAAAUUCGGACCGGAGCCGGUGCUGGUGCGCGGGGCGGGCCGGGCCACGGUGUUUGGACUCAGCAAUAAAUUUGAGACAGAGUUUCCCUCUGCACUCACAGGGAAGGUGGCCCCGGAGGAGUUUAAAGCCAGUAUCAGUCGUGUGAACGGCUGCCUGAGGAAGACGCUGCCGGUGAACGUGCGCUGGCUGCUGUGUGGCUGUUUGUGCUGCUGCUGCACGCUGGGGCUCAGUCUGUGGCCCGUCAUCUGCCUCAGCAAACGCACACGCAGAUCCAUCGAGAAGUUACUGGAGUGGGAGAACAACCGCCUUUACCACAAGUUGUGUUUGCACUGGAGGCUGAGCAAAAGGAAGUGUGAAAGCAACAACAUGAUGGAAUACGUUAUCCUAAUAGAGUUUUUACCCAAGAUUCCCAUCUUCAGGCCGGAUUAGCAGGCGCUCACGCCGUCCUCUGCCUAAGGUGCCUUCCUCUGGUACUCCCUCGCUCCGGACUAUAAACUCAUACACACACACACACACACACAUCUCCAGACAGCAGUCACUCUUCACACACCUCACACUCGGUGAUGUUUACACCACUGCGUCGCCACCCGAGAGCCUGCAGCACAAGAUAACGCCCCAGGAACAGGGUGGUUACCAUAGCAACGGACCAACCACAAAAGGAAAAAGAAAGAGAUGUGACGUCAUUUUUCCCCCCUUCAGCAUUGACUCAGCAUACAGCAUUACCAAGUCAAGGGGCGGAGCUUAUCAGAAAACACCAUGUGAUCUUAUGACAUCUGAAAAUUGGAAUGAUUAGCGCGAGUGUGUUGGGGAGCGUGAUAUCUUGUGGAUCUCCUGCUGACGACGUAGGAUCGCGUAAUUUAUGCUAGCUAGCUAUAUUCCGGUAGCUGACUAGCCUGACUGUGGUCGCGGUAACGGUUCAGAAUCUUAACGCUUAGCUUAGAAAUGAAAAUGUUUUCUGUUUCAGAUAGCUACGGGUUCUGUGCGUUAAGUACUUUAUGCUAGUAGUAACAAGUAUAAAGAAUGUAAAAAAAAUUAUGUAAUAAAAAAAUUAUCCCAAUUCCAAAGAACUCUGAAAUACAGCGUAACUUUAGCUAGCUUAAUAGUCAACUCGGACGAGAUGACAGAACGUUAACCCUGUAUUCCAGGAUAAAGCUAACUUUUUUUCAGUUUAUUUUUAUUUUUUUCUACAAAAUGAACGCGUUAGUGACGUUAUUCGCUGUUACAUGAUCAAGGUUUGUGAUCUCACACUCCUCAUGACCUGGAAACGCAAGUCCUACACACACACACAGACACACACACACACGAUUCACUUCAUCAAUGGACCUGAAAGAGACAAUCACACACACCGGCUGCGCUAAACACGGUAAAGGAACAAAGUGUGAGACUUUUCCAGAAUGUUCCGGGUGCAGCCGGACCCCUUAAUGCAGCACAGGAUGGAUUGUUUCUAUUAUUAUUAUUAUUAUUUUUAAAGCGUGUGGGAACUUUAACAGUCCUCUCAUAGAUGUGGUUGUGUGUCACACACAAAAAAAAUGAGGCUGCGUCUCAAAUUACACUUUUGUGGUUGUUAGCAUGCUAACAUCUAAAAUGAUCUGUUUUGCAGUUUAGUUUCCGGAAUCUAAAUUCUCCUCUGAAUAAUAUAAACUAUAAAAAAUAAGUGUGUUUCCAGAGUGUACACUAUGUACAAUGUGUUGUAAAUUAGGUCAGCUUUGUGAUUUGAGACACAGCCGUGCUCUGAAAACUAGCCACCCUGCUAGCAAAUUCUCCAUUUUUUUGUUAGUUUUUUGUUUAAAGGACAAAUAUUUGAGCUCUAACAUUUCAGACACUCACAUUUGUCAUAUUGUCUGAGGUAAAAAAGGAAACGUUUUCAUUCCUCUCAGCUGAAAUUAGCUAAUAUUAUGCUAUCAAAGCCAGCUUGUCAACUUGCUGCGUUUUUAUCACGAACAGUACAACAUUUCACACAAAAAUGUGUUUUAUAAAUGUGUGAGGCAUCAGGAUUGUGUUUUUAUAAUGUUUUUGUGUUUAGCAAAAAAAAAAAAACUGCAUGUCAUCUCUGUUUGCUAGCAACUUCAGGUUAGGCUAGCAGCUCACAACUUUUAAAGUCCUGCUAGCUCUUUUUUUAGAUCUUUUUUUGUAUUUAAAGGAAAAUCCUUUCAGCCUGAUAACAUUUCACACAGUUUUGAUAUCGCCUGAGGAAAAUACAGGAAACAUAUUUAGUCCUCUCAACUAUUAGCUACUAUUAUGCUAACAAAGCCAGGAGAUGCUAGCUCAUGCAAACUUGCCGCGUUUUUAUCACAAACUGUACAACAUUUCAUACAAAAAUGUGUUUUAUGCGAGCGUCACACAUCAGGAUUGUGGGUUUUUUUUUUCGUGCUUAUUAAACAUUUGACCGCAAUAUAUGGUGUGUGAUUUGAGACACAGCCCUGCUAUGAAAACUAGCCACCCUGCUAGUUGUUGGCGUAUUUUUUCUUUAUCUUUAACGGACAAAUCAUUCAGCUAAAUACCAUUUUACACACUAACAAUUUUAUCAUUGUUUGAGGGGGAAAACGAUUUUCAUAACAUUAUGCAAACAAAGCCAGGACGUGCUAGCUCGACUCACCUGCGUUUUUUCACAAACAGUACAACAUUUUAUGAGUGUUUUCAUGAGUGGAUCACACAUCAGGAUUUUUUUUGUUUUGUUUUUGUAUUUUACAAAAAAACAGCAUGUGAUUUCUAUUCGCUAGCCACGUCAGGUUAUGCUACUGUAGGUCUUAAAUCACACCGCUGUUUUCUUUUUGGUUUUUAUUUAGUUGUGUUACAGUUAGCAGUGUGGCUAAUUGUUAUAAAUGCUCCAUUACUUCCGCCUGUGAGAAGACUUUGAGUCUGUAAAGCUCCCACAAGCAUUUUAUUUUAGCUUUGUUUACUUGCUCAGUUAAAAAGAGCAGCUAAUGUUCAACUUCUUUGGCGUGUGUGUGUGUGCUUUUUUGUAUCUGUCUGAUAGGUGAUACCAAUUAAGAAAAAACAAUCAAGAAAACUUUGCUGUGGUUUAACUAACUCACCCCUCAAGUUAUUUUUACGUCCUUGUUCAGUUUGGACAAAAGAAAAUAGGUUAGCGCUGUAGCUGUGAUGCUGGAUUAGCUAGCAUGGAAUGAAAGCCUGUGUUAUUUUACCUUCAUUUUGAAAAAGAAAUUAUUAAUCUCACACACAGGUAUUGGUAUGUCUCAGGUUUCUGUUUUCUUUCUUUUUUUUUUUCUUUAUCAUUUUAAAGUUUUCAGUUUGUUUUUCGCUGCCUGGUGCUUUUCGUUCUCCUUCAGGAACUUGCCAAGGAACAGAAAGCUGUAAGACGUCCAGCGCCUGAAACACUUUCACUCGAACAAGAAAUAAAACCACAGAUUAAAGUUAAACUCUAUUCAGGAUGUCAGUUAGCAGAUCGUACAGGUGUAUUCUUACUUGGAGAUCGUAAUUAAGAUUCUUAAUCUUUAUAUACGAAUAUUUAAUGGAGUUUAACAUUAACAUUUGCCCAGCAGGUUUUACCCGAGCGUGUAUGAGUGUUUGUUCAUGAUGCUUUAUGUCUUUAUCCGUUAUGAUUCUUUUCUUUAUUCGUUUCUCUACAGAAUAUUUAAGUACUGUGUAUGUACAGGAAUAAAGUACAAAUACACCAAAA
Molecule: messenger RNA, 3873 nt
Organism: Clarias gariepinus (North African catfish)
Lineage: Eukaryota; Metazoa; Chordata; Actinopteri; Siluriformes; Clariidae
Gene: chic2
Product: cysteine-rich hydrophobic domain 2
Exons: 6
Coding region: 141-662 (173 amino acids)
Source: RefSeq, a predicted model, not a curated record